AUGGACAAAAAAGGUAACUUUGAAAGACUAAGGAAUAAAUUGAAGAGUGAUUUAUUUAAAAAUGAGUCUUAAUAAAAAUAGUAUGCUGAUGAAAUAAUAAACUAAUGUUCUUAAAUAUUAGAAUACGUACACUGUUCAAGUUAAAGUGAAUUUAAAGAAGAGUCAACUAAAUUGAUAGAUUAUAUCUCAAAUAAAAAAUAAUUAGAGUAGAUGAAACAAUCAUUUUAAAAUUAGUAUUAAAUAGGUAAGAUAUUAGGAGAAGGUGCUCAUGCAGUAGUUCGUUAAUGUUGGUAAAUUACAAAUCCUGAUGAAACCUAUGCUGUUAAAAUUACUAGGAAUCCAGACCCUGAAAUAACAGAUAUUAUGAAAUAAACAUUCCUUAAUACAGUCUCUUUAAAUCAUCCAUAUAUAUGCAAAACUAAUAUGCUUUAUAUAGAUCCUAAUAUGGAAUGUUCAUAUCUUGUAAUGGAAUAUUUACCAUAUCCAAGUCUUUAAUAAAUUCUUAAAGAAAGAUAGAUUUUGGAAUAUGAAUAAGUUCGUUUAAUUAUUAGAUAAUUAUUUGAAGCAGUAUCAUAUAUACAUAAAGUUGGAUUAUGUCAUAGAGAUAUUAAACCAGAUAAUAUAGUUUUUGAUAGUGAUUCUAAUUAGAUUAAAUUAAUUGAUUUUGGUGUUUCAAAAAGAUUUCUUGUUACUGAAAAAAGUUGUAAAGACAUUAAAAACAAUCUUAUGUGGACUGUUACUGGAACAAUGCCAUAUCAAGCUCCGGAAUUAUGGACAGGAUCAGGAUAUUCUAAGAAAAUUGAUAUUUGGGCUAUUGGAGUUGUUUGUUAUUAAAUGUUAUGUGGAAGAUUACCUUUAGAUUAAGAAAAUCAAAUGGAAAGUUUUUCUACUUAAACUGAAUAUACUGGUCAUUUAAAAGAAGAAUCCUUUCUUAAUUUACCUCCAUUAAUUAUUGAUUUCAUUAAAAGAUUAUUGAAAUGGGAUCCAGAAAAAAGAAUUACAUCUUAAGGUAAAAAUCUAAUUAAUCAUUUUAAAGAGGCUCUUCUUCAUCCUUGGCUUUAUUAACCAAAACUUAUUCCAAGAUAUUUUAUAGUAAAAUCCAAAGAUGAUAUAUUUACUAGUUCAAGUGAAAAACCACUUUUGGGUCUUGUGAGAUCUAUGUAAGCUAAUGUUAAAAUCUUUCAAUAAUCUGUUACCAAUGUUAAUGAAAAUUUCAUUGAUAAAACCAAUUUUAAUAAAAUUCAUGGAUAAAUUAUAAUUGGUUUCAAAGAAUCUAGUCAAUAAAUUAGAGAUAAAUCAAUCCACUUUUAAUAAUCCAUUACUUCUAUGAAUCUGAAUAAAUGCUCUCUUAAAUCUAAUCCUGAAGAUGUUUCUGAUCUUUUUGAUGUUAUUAAUUACUGUGAUAGUAAUUCCUCAUUUGAAGCAUUAGAUGAAAUAUAAUAACUAUAAACCUAACAAUCAAAAUAAUCCUUGUAACAAUAACAAUCAAAAAUUACAUUUUCUUAAAGAUUAAGAAUUAUUAAAGAAGAACCUGAAACACCUCAGAUAAACAAUUUUGUUUCUAAGAUUCAUGAUGAUAAUGAUGUUGAAAAUUGA
This is a messenger RNA of Paramecium sonneborni, 1596 nucleotides long. The record is from the annotation of a GenBank genome assembly. Lineage: Eukaryota; Ciliophora; Oligohymenophorea; Peniculida; Parameciidae.